Stegodyphus dumicola is the source of this 1164-nucleotide messenger RNA. RefSeq lists its product as uncharacterized. The record is from RefSeq and is a predicted model, not a curated record. NCBI's taxonomy places the organism in Eukaryota, Metazoa, Arthropoda, Arachnida, Araneae, Eresidae.
AUGUUGAUAGAAUUUGGUAAUGAUAGAAUCUGUAUUGAUUCUACACAUGGAAUUUCUGCUUAUGGAUUUGAACUUGUAACAUUGCUUGUCGUUGAUAAGUAUGAAGAGGGCAUACCAGUUGCUUUCUUAAUAUCAUCAACAGUAUCAGAAAAAAUUUUGGUAAACUUUUUUAACUGCAUCAAAAAGAUCAUUGAUAUCAAGCCAAAGGUUUUCAUGAGCGAUGAUGCUCCCAUGUUCUAUAAUGCAUGGGAGCAUACAUUUGGUUCUUGCCAAAAAUUAUUAUGUGCUUGGCAUGUGGACAGAGCAUGGAAAGGUCAUUUGAAUUCUGAUUCUGUGCCAAAACAUAAAAGACAAGCAGUGUACAAAACUUUAAAAACUUUAAUGUAUGAAUUAGAUGAAGAAAUGUUCAACAAAAUGUUAGAAACAUUUUCUGAGCAACUAUGUGAAGAUGAAGACACGCGAGAAUUCCAUAAAUAUUUUAUGACAUACUAUUUUGAAAGAGCCAAAAUGUGGGCAUACUGUUUCAGAAAAGGGGCUAAAAUCAACACCAAUAUGUAUGUUGAAACAUUUCAUCGGAAAUUAAAAUAUAUUUAUUUAGAUGGGAAGAAAACCAAACGGGUUGAUAAAUGUAUCAUCGAGUUAAUUAAUCUUGUCAAUGAUCAAAAGUUUGACACUUACAUAAAAUAUCAGAAAGGAAAAAUAACAAAGAAGACAACAAAAACAUUUCAACGUCAUAAAGCUGCUGAGCUUUUAAAUGCUAACUGUGUAAAAAAAGAUGAUGUAUGGGAAGUUUCAUCAGAACUGGGAGAAAAUUCUUAUAAAAUUAUCAGAGAUCAUGUUUGUAAUGAUUUAUGCCUCAUAACUUGUAGACUUUGUUCAUGCUGUUUAAAAGCUUAUAAAUGUACAUGCCAUGAUUAUUCUAUUUUAAAUAAUAUGUGUAAACAUAUACAUUUUGUAAUCAUGUCUGAAAAAAAGACAGAACCUUAUAUAGGCCCUCUAAACAGAAUACCUACUAGGAAUAAUUAUGAAUCUUUAACAGUAAGUAAAACAUGCAUUAGUGAACUUAUUCAAUCUUCAUUUUCAAUUUCUGAAAAAUUAAACUGCAUUGAAAAUAUGGACAUUAAUCUUGCUACACAAAUAAAAAAAGCAUUUAAAUGCAAUUGA